AGAUGGGCAUGGAAAACGCAAUUUGAUCUUAUCGAUUUGUUUAAUGGUUAUUGCAUAUCGUAAUAUACACGUGAUGUUUCAACACUAAACUGAGUACAAAUAAACAGUUGCCUUAUUUUCGAUUAUUUCUAACAAACGGAAUUAUGCAAAUGCACCUGCUUUUCCAUAUAUCAAACCAUUUUUCCUUAAAAAUUUAAGAGAGCAGAGAAUCAAAUGAUUUAGUGUUGGUGUUUUGCAGUUAUCGGGAAUUUGAAUGGUUCUUUCCGUUUCAAUGCGGCUUGCCUUGCAAAUUUAGUGCCAUUAUUAUACCACACAUAAUCACACAUCUUCUACAAUUCUAUCUUUUUAUUACUUUCUCUGUUUCUACCUUUGCCUAUAUCUGCCUUAUUUGUGAUCUACUUAUUGCUUGCAAAAUAAGCUCACAGACCUCUUUUCGUUUUUACUUUGCAGAACUUCAAAAUAAACAUAUCGUAUUUUUUGAGCUUUGACUUAUAUUCUUCCAUCCUUCCACCCAAAAACACGGAUUUCUAUUUAUCUCUGCCAGGCGUAACUGCUAAGCGACAUUUGUCUUCCGUUUUGUAUCUGCUACUGAUUUGAUUGGCUUUUCCAACAGCAGUGAAAAGAGCCCACUUUUUCAUCUUGAAUUCGCACCAUUUAUCCUCAGCUUACCAUUGAGAAUUUUCCUUUGCAUUUCUGGCAGCAACGAAGUAUCCAACUGAACCUGACUCCCAAGGGGUAAAAAGUUGGCAGAUAUAUUAUCAAUUUCCCCGGAUUCAAUAAAGAUUUAUCUAGAUUACAUUUGGCGCAGUGUUACAUCGCAGAGUUUGCAGAGCUUUUAGUUUCGAUUCCUAAUAAUAUUCGAACAUUUUCCCAGAUAGAAGAAUUCAGAUUAAGUAUUAAAUAGCGAUGGAAAUGGAAGACGAUAUGUUAGAACUGACACAACCCCCGUCGGAGGAAAACAGGGACAGAUUUCAGACGGACAAGAAGAUAGGGAAGGGUCAGUUCAGCGAAGUGUACAAAGCAUACGACAAAAUAGCCGACACAUUUGUAGCCCUCAAAAAAGUCAAGAUCUACGAGAUGACAGAUGCGAAGGCGCGUAAUGAUUGCAUCAAGGAGAUCAAUUUGCUCAAACAGCUGGACCACCCGAACGUCAUCCGAUACAUCGAGUCGUUCGUGGCCAACAACGAACUGUUGAUAGUCCUGGAAUUAGCUGACGCGGGGGAUCUAUCCCGGAUGAUCAAGCACUUCAAGAAGCAGAAGAGACUGAUUCCGGAGAAGACUAUCUGGAAGUACUUUGAGCAAUUGUGCCAGGCACUGAACCACAUGCAUGAGAAACGAGUCAUGCACAGAGACAUCAAGCCUGCCAAUGUGUUCAUAACUGCACAGGGUGUGGUCAAACUGGGCGAUUUGGGACUGGGUAGGUACUUCAGUUCGAAGACCACGGCCGCCCAUAGUCUGGUGGGCACGCCCUACUACAUGAGUCCAGAGAGAAUCAGUGAGACUGGUUACAAUUUCAAGAGCGACAUUUGGUCUCUGGGAUGUCUUCUUUAUGAGAUGGCGGCGUUGCACAGUCCGUUUUACGGGGACAAAAUGAACCUGUACUCUCUGUGUCAGAAGAUAGCCAACUGCGACUACCCGCCCAUCCCAGCUGACAUCUACUCCAUCCAUCUGCGCAGACUCAUAGACCAGUGCAUCUGUCCAAACCCAGACCAGAGGCCAGACAUCUCCGAGAUACUCAAGGUCGCGCUGGAACAACACCAGCGGUGCCAGAGCGCUCAUUGAAUAAGAGAAGGAAGAGAAACUAGCCCAAAAGAUAAAGAUUGUCCUGGAACGGGGAUUUCCAAGCUGAACUCUCUGAAAUUCCAAUACUACUGUAGAUGGAAAAUCUUAUUUGCACUAAGCCAUAAAUAUUGUUAACUGGAGCCAUAAAUGUUGUUAUCUUGAUUUGUAACUGAAAUUUCGCCGCGACAAAUAUUGUAAUAUUAGGUCAUUCUCACUUGGAGGUGCUUUUAUUUAUGAAGUCUUUUUUUUUCUAAUAUCUGAAGUUGAAGCUAAUAUUGAUCAUUGUCUAUCUUGGGAAAGCUUAUUUGUGUUCAAUUUCCGCUAGUAAUUUGAGUUCUUCUUUCAAGAAAGCGCAACUUAGCAGGAUAUUUUGAAAAGGAAAUUGAUUAGGCUUUUCAAUUAUUUUCAUUUAAAAAUUCAAUUGAUCGGUUCAUAAGCAAUGACAUUCGAUGCUGUUGUGAGCGUUAACGUCUUCUCUGAAUGAAUUUCAGCUAAUUUGAAAUGUUUCUAUAAAGUUGGUUUAACUUUGUAUCUUCAUGUAUAAAUAAUUUGAAAGUAUAAUAAAUUUUCAAUAAUUUGAAAAUUAAAUUAAAAGCAUUGUAUCAAAUUCUACUUAUUCGAACUGUUUUCGGCAAUUAUAAUGCAAUUGUUGUUAAGUAAUCUAACAUUGAAUGUAAAAGAUUCUGGUGCUGCAAUUUUGAAUUCGAAAAUCCUACUUAGCUAUUAGAAUCUGUCUUAGCAUAUCAUGAAACUAAAACUAAUUGAUAAAUUUUGCAUCG
Molecule: messenger RNA, 2561 nt
Organism: Symsagittifera roscoffensis
Lineage: Eukaryota; Metazoa; Xenacoelomorpha; Acoela; Convolutidae
Product: serine/threonine-protein kinase Nek6-like
Exons: 6
Coding region: 907-1782 (291 amino acids)
Biological process (GO): peptidyl-serine phosphorylation
Molecular function (GO): ATP binding; protein serine/threonine kinase activity
Source: RefSeq, a predicted model, not a curated record